UACGCGAUAGAGCGCGUUGUCCGGCUACUAAAUUUUGUAGCUUUUGAUUUGUUUGUUGCUUGAAACUAAAAUUUUUGGAAAGUUUUUGUAAUUAUAUUGUUAUUAAGAAAAUUUUAUAAAUGUAUUGUUAUUUGUAUUAAAUUUGUAAUUAUAUAAGCAUGUUUUAAGCAUAAUUAUGGAUUUAUCAGAUCGUACUUCUCUGUUUUUUAACCGAUUUUGGUUAUGGAGGUUGUCUAAUUUUCCUGAGUUUGCUACCUCUAUCGGUUGUCAUACCUAUGAUGAUAGACUAGAUGAAAUGAGCUUAAACUCUUACCAAAGACGAGAAGAUGAAGCAAAAGCAAUGUACGAAGAAUUGCUUGUCAUUAUCUCUCUUACUAAUAAUGAAACAGAUUCAACUUUGACCCUUAAUCUCAACCUUUUAAAAAUUGACCUUGAACAGUUUUUAUUAGGAACAAAAUAUUGCUCUUAUCUUUGGCCAUUGAACCAGCUGGAGGGCCCUCAAUCUGAUUUUCCAAGAUUAAUAAGCUAUAUGAAGAGAGAAUCUCUUUCUGAUUUUAAAAAAAUUAUUAAUCGUAUGCGUAAGUUUCCUCAGCAAGUUGAUGAAAUAAUCUACCUGUUAAAAGAAGGUGUUCGUAUUGGAAUGACACUCCAUGCUCUCUCAGUUAACCCUGUAAUAAGUUCUUUAGAAAGUUUGUUAAAAGUUCCAAUCAAAAGCUCAUUGUUUUUUCAAAAUUUUGAAGUAUGCCCAGUAGAUAUCUCGGAAAUUGAUUGGGAAAAUUGUGUUAAUGAAGCUGAAUGUGUUAUUGAACAUGAUUUGUAUUUUAGUUAUAAAAAGUUGCUUUCGUAUCUUGUAAAUUUUUAUUUACCAAAUACCCGUUUUGAUGUUUCUAUAUCAUCUGUUAAAAAUGGUUUUGAAUUUUAUGAAGCAUGCUUAAAAUUUCAUACAUCUACAAGCAUGUCACCACAUGACAUUCAUGCUAUUGGAUUAACAGAAGUUAAAAGAAUUAAUCAAAGAAUGAUAAAUGUUAAAAACAUGUUAGGAUUUGAAGGUUCUCUGCAAGAUUUCCAAAUUUAUCUAAAAGAAGAUGUUAAGUUUAGCUUUUCUAGCGCUGAUGAAAUGUUACACUAUUACGAAACAAUAUGUAAUGAGGUAAAAAGUGUUUUACCAAAGUUUUUUACCAAAGUUCCAAAAGCAAAUUUUAUUUUAACCAAAAUGAAUGAUGUUGUAGCUCCUACCAUGCCAAAUGCCUAUUAUCUUGCACCUUCUGAAGAUUCAAGCAGACCUGGUACAUUUUUUGUAAACACCAGUAAAGUUGAAAUGAAGAGAAAGUUUGAAGCUAUAUCUUUAGCUCUUCAUGAGGCUGAGCCCGGACAUCAUUUGCAAAGUGCUUUGACUAUGGAAUCUGGUUGCUUAGUUGAGUUUCGUAGGUUUUUAGAAGAUCGAAAGUAUUAUGAAUCACCUGCACGAUUUGGUUUAAAUACAGCAUAUGUUGAAGGAUGGGGUUUGUACUGUGAGUUUCUUGGUGAAGAAAUGGGGUUAUAUAAAGAUUUAUACGAUCUCUAUGGAAGAUUGUCUAAUGAAAUGCUUCGCGCUUGUCGCCUUGUGGUUGAUACUGGAAUUCAUGCUUUAGGAUGGAGUAGAGAUAAAGCCAUAGAAUACAUGACAAAACAUACGGCAACUGACUCUCACACAAUUUCAACAGAAAUUGAUCGUUAUAUUACCUGGCCUGGUCAAGCAUGCGGAUAUAAAAUGGGAGAAAUCAAAAUUAAAGAAUUAAGAAAUAUGGCUGCUGAAAAUCUUGGUGAAAAAUUUGAUCUUAAACAAUUUCAUGAUUUGGUUGCAUCUAUUGGAGGGGUUCCAUUAAACAUUCUUGAGAAGCAAAUUAAAAUCUAUAUACAAAAUAAACUUAAAUGACAUUUCAGAGUUUUAAAAAGUAAUAUUUGUGUUUUGUAUAGUAAUAUAUGUAUAUUUUAUUACAACAGGAACAUUAGCACAAUAACAAAUUAACACAA
This is a messenger RNA of Hydra vulgaris (swiftwater hydra), 2013 nucleotides long. RefSeq lists its product as uncharacterized. NCBI's taxonomy places the organism in Eukaryota, Metazoa, Cnidaria, Hydrozoa, Anthoathecata, Hydridae. The record is from RefSeq and is a predicted model, not a curated record.